Molecule: messenger RNA, 133 nt
Organism: Paraglomus occultum
Lineage: Eukaryota; Fungi; Glomeromycota; Glomeromycetes; Paraglomerales; Paraglomeraceae
Source: the annotation of a GenBank genome assembly
GACGAUGUGGGCAUCUGGGAUAAUUAUUGGGAUUAGCCGAAGUUGUUACACCAGACUUUCGUACGGGAAUGGUUUAGUAGGCUGGUUGGAGGAUGACACAGGAAUGGGCACCGAGCAUCCUGAUGGCAAGUAA